AUGCCUUGCUUGCAGCGCCUCGUUAAACUCGUUUUUUUUAUUGGAUUUGUCAGUUGUAGCGGUGCCAAUGAGCUUUUAGAACGAAUCGAAUGUUUUCCAGAACGUGAAUCUAACUUUUCCGGGUAUUCAAAAGAAGCAUGUCUGAAUCGUAGCUGUGAGUAUGAUGAAACAGCACCAACAGAUAUGGUUCAAUGUUAUUUAAACUCGAAUUAUGGAUAUAUCAUACAAGGAGAUAAACAAGAAACGGCAGGUGGUUUUCAGCUAAGAUUAACACGAAAUCAGGCUGUCGAUAGCAUGUUUCCGGAUCCGAUCGAUAAUGUGAUACUUGAUGUCCAAUAUUAUACCAAUGACAUACUCAGAUUCAGACUGUAUGAUGCAAAUAAUCCACGUUAUGAAGUACCGAUUCCGUUGAAACCUUCGAACGGUCGAGCUCCAUCGCCUAAAUAUAAUUUUACUUAUCACUCGAAUUCUUCUCGUGACAAUUUAUUUUUCUUUAAAAUAACGCGUCAAGCCGAUCAAGCGACAUUAUUCGACACAUCUGCUGGAGGUCUGGUACUCAAUAAUCAAUUUCUUCAGAUAGUAUCACGACUUCAAUCACGGCAUGUUUUUGGAUUCGGUGAAAAUAAUCAUGACACCCUAAAGCAUGAUGUCAAUGACCGACGACCAUGGGGAAUAUUCGCUCGUGAUCAAGGUACUAAUGAACAAACUCGACUAAAUCAUUAUGGCACGCAUCCAUUCUAUCUCGUCAUGGAACAAUUACCAAAUACAGAUCAAGUUCCAUCAGGUAACAUGCAUGGUGUUCUUUUACUAAACUCAAAUGCCAUGGAUUACUCAUUCACACCGAUGCCAUCAGUGACCAUUCGUACCAUUGGUGGAAUUCUUGACUUUUUUGUAUUUCUUGGUCCUAAGCCUGAACAAGUAAUUCAACAAUAUACUUGGCUUGUUGGUUAUUCAAUUUUGCCGCCAUAUUGGUCGAUUGGUUUUCACCUUUCUCGUUGGGAAUACCGCAGCUUGGCAGAGAUGCAAAAAGUUAUAAAAAGAAAUCGUGAUGCUGGCGUUCCACUUGAUGUUCAACAUGCUGAUAUCGAUUAUAUGGAUGCUAGAAAAACAUUUACAAUAGAUUCGAUCAAUUAUGCAGGCAUGAAAGAGUACUUUUUGCAACUCAACAAUGAAGGUGUGAGAACAAUAAUCAUUCUUGAUCCUGCCCUAUUCGAUGAUCAAGUCAACUAUCAGCCUACGGUUCAAGGAAUUCAAGAGGACGUUUUCAUUAAAUGGAGCAAUGGAAGCGAAUUGAUGAAAGGAGCCUGUUGGCCAGGUGAAGUUUUUUUUCCAGAUUACUUCACAGCUCGAACACAACAGUGGUGGUCUCGAUUGAUCCGAGAUUUUCGACGUGAUAUGGUUUCGUUUGAUGGACUGUGGAUUGAUAUGAACGAGCCAGCUGUAUUUGAUACAAACGAAGAGAGGCCGUGGAACGCCGGUGAAACUGGUAGUAAUUAUACUUUGAAAUGCCCAGAGAACUCAUUUGAUGAUCCACCAUAUCGUACCAUGGCCGCAUUUCGAUAUGACGAAAUUAAUAAUAAAUCAAUUCGUCUUUCUCAAAAAACACUCUGUUUGUCUGCUCAACAGGGUGAAAUCGAUUCGAGUACAGGCAAGCACAAAUAUAUUCAUUACGAUGUUCAUAAUCUGUAUGGAUGGAGUCAAACCAAGCCUACCUUGGAUGCAUUGCGAGCAGCUUCUGGAAAACGAGGUUUAGUCUUACCUCGUUCAACAUUUGUUGGUUCGGGUCAAUGGAGUGGUCAUUGGUUGGGAGACAAUACUGCAGAAUGGCAUGAAAUGAAGAGAUCUAUAAUUGGAAUGACUGAGUUUAACUGGUUCGGUAUUCCAUUUAAUGGAGCUGAUAUCUGUGGUUAUUUUAACAAUGCCACAGAGGAAAUGUGUACUCGUUGGAUGCAAGUGGGUGCAUUCUAUCCAUUUUCUCGAAAUCAUAACAAUCGAGGUACGAUUGAUCAAGAUCCUGCCGCAUGGAGUACAACAUCUCUCAAUUCUAUGAUAUCUGUUCUUCGUAUUCGUUAUACUAUUCUUCCAUAUUAUUAUACACUUUUUUACAAAGCACAUACACAAGGUUCAACUGUAAUUCGACCAUUGUUUCAUGAAUUUCCUUCUGAUAAGGCAACUCUGGAUAUUUAUCUUCAAUUUCUUGUCGGACCAUAUGUGAUGAUUGCUCCUGUCACUGAUGAAGGUGCUCGAACUGUUCAAGUCUACAUUCCAUCCUCACCAUGGUACAAUUUUUAUAAUGGCUCAAUGAUUCCAGUACAAAACCAGUCUAUAUCAAUAAACGCACCGCUAGAGACUAUUCCCAUAUUACUGAGAGGUGGAGCCAUUGUACCAACGCAAGGCUUUGCCAACAAUACAAAAUUAUCAAGAAUGCAACCAUUUGGUCUAAUUAUUAUACCUGAUUUGAAUGGAAAUGCUGUAGGUGAUCUAUUCUAUGAUGAUGGUGAAUCAAUCGAUACGAUCACAGCAAAAUCGUAUUUCUUAGCGACAUUUAAAUGGUCUUCGAGCACGUCUCAAUUGACUAUGAUGGUUGAUGUAAACGGUUACAAAGAAAUGUCGAAUAUGAAGUUGAAUUCUUUGACUAUCUACGGGUUAAAACCAACACAAACUACGGUGCAUGUUGCAGGAAAACAAUUCUCCACUUCUCUGCGACCCAAUACACAGAUAGUCGAAGUUAAUGACAUGGGAUUGCCAAUGGAUCCAAGCCGUUGGAUUAUAAAUGUAGGCAGUAUAAACUUUAUCAAGUACUAUUCAUUGUGCCUUUGUUGUAUUCUAUUUCUAUUUCAAGUUAUUUUCAUUCAACAUUCAACAUUUUUCUACUAA
Messenger RNA from Rotaria socialis, 2877 nucleotides. The record is from the annotation of a GenBank genome assembly. Lineage: Eukaryota; Metazoa; Rotifera; Eurotatoria; Philodinida; Philodinidae.